This is a messenger RNA of Frankliniella occidentalis (western flower thrips), 1254 nucleotides long. Its product is annotated as lysosome membrane protein 2-like. Lineage: Eukaryota; Metazoa; Arthropoda; Insecta; Thysanoptera; Thripidae. Gene Ontology annotation, molecular function: scavenger receptor activity. The transcript is spliced from 4 exons. Gene Ontology annotation, cellular component: membrane; cytoplasm. The record is from RefSeq and is a predicted model, not a curated record. The coding region runs from base 779 to 1225 and encodes 148 amino acids.
CGCGCGAGCCGCUCUGCGCCGUGAGUCCAGCCCGACCCGCAGACAGGUACCCCACGGGACCACUACCCGUACCUGGGUCCCGGCCGGCCGCAGCUCGCCGCCCGCGCAGCCCGCGCACCCAACGACUGACUCCCUAUGACAUGACACAACUGCUGAAUAUACAGAGAACAACUAUUUUUCUUUUAUAAUUCACACACGAAAACCAGAGAUACUCGUUGACGUGUGCACUUUGCUGUCGCUGCAGCUGCACCCGAGACACUGCGACUGCAUCCCCUCACGGACAGACAGAGAGACAGUGCAUUCGGGCGGGGCAUCGGCGGGGCGCCGCGACGCGUCUGUGGCGAGGCGGAGUGACCGCGCGUGACCGAGCGUGACCGCGCGUGACCGGUCGGGGUGUCAUUGUGUGCGUGCGUUGUGCGAGUUGGUGACAAGUGCCGCCGUCCAUCGACGUUCCUCCUUUACUCGAGUGGAUUACCGACUCUUCAGCCGGCGCCGCAAGAUUUUGUGCACGUGUGCGUUUGUGUGUGAGUGUCCGUGUGACUAGCUUGUGACCGUCUUGUGAUUGGCUCGUGCCGGAACGGGAGAAGCCAGUUCACCAGCUCAGACAAAGCAAGACUCGGCCGGGCGAGCCAGGUGGAACUGCGGACUCCUCGGGGCCCGGACCCCGCUCGGGGCCCACUUGGGUCGCGCGAUGCGCGAGCAGGGGCGGUAGGGAGGGCCCGGGCCCCACACCGGAGGCCGUUUUGGAGGCCGUGCCGGAGGUCACAGGGAGCCCACCAUGGGCGUCCACGGCGACUACCUGCGCGGCGCGAGCCGCAUGGCCAGCCGGAUGGCGGGGGUCGGGGGCUGGAGCCCCGGGCGGGGCGCGCAGCGAGGCCCGCAGCGGGGGCCCCAGCGAGGGCUGUGGGCCGCGGCCGGCGGCACCCCCAUCAACAUGCUCGUCAGCCAGCACAAGAAGAUCAGCUGUGGUCGGUUGUGCGCCAUAUCUCUGGGCUUAUUCACACUGCUGGUCGGUGUGCUGCUGUCCUCCGUCCCCUGGCUCGACUACAUGAUACAGAAGGACCUCAGGCUCCGGAAUGACACCAUGUCGUACUACUACUGGCAGAAGCCCGGCGUGGUGCGGCUCACCAAGGUGUACAUCUUCAACGUGACCAACCCCGACGGCGUCCUCAAGCGGGGCGAGAGGCCGCGACUGCAGCAGGUCGGCCCUUACGUAUACAGGUAACGUUUCCGAAACUUCACUCCAAGUCGAGG